GAAUUAUACCCCGCUUCAUUACCCCUCCAAUACAACUCAAAAUAAUACACACAUUUUCACAAUAUGGCAGCACCAGCAGUUACGGGUCCUUUGAUCAAGCUGAACAAUGGAGUUCAGAUGCCAGCUUUUGGUUUCGGCACAUUUGCCAGUGAGGGUAGCGUAGGAGAGACACACAAGGCCGUCGUAGCAGCUUUGAACGCAGGAUACAGACAUUUGGACUGUGCUUGGUUCUACCAAAAUGAGAACGAAGUCGGAACAGCCGUUAAGGAGUUCCUUGCUGCCAACCCAAGUGUGAAGAGAUCCGACAUUUUCAUUGUCACAAAGGUCUGGAAUCACCUCCACGACCCUGAAGAUGUCGAGUGGAGCUUGAAGAACUCGUUAGAAAAGCUUCAAACCCCUUACAUUGAUGCAUUCUUGGUACACUGGCCAAUUGCUGCAGAGAAGAAUGAGGACAGAUCAGUCAAGAUCGGUGCUGAUGGAAAGUACGUCAUCAAGAAAGAUUUGACAGAAAACCCAGAGCCAACAUGGAGAGCAAUGGAGAAGUUAUACAAGGAGGGACUCGCGAAGGCUAUCGGUGUCUCCAACUGGACCGAGAAGGGAAUUGAGCAGCUUUUGUCAUUCGCUGAGGUUAAGCCAACAAUUAACCAAAUCGAGAUCCAUCCUUUCCUUCCACAACAAAAGCUCAUCGACUACUGCCUUUCGAAAGAUAUUGUACCAGUUGCAUAUUCCCCAUUGGGAAGCCAAGACCAAGUUCCUGGUACUGGUGAAAAGGUUUCUACCAACAAAGAUCUCAAUGCCAUCGCAGAGAAGAAUGGUGCUUCGCUGGCACAGGUAUUAAUCGCAUGGGGAUUGAAGAGAGGUUAUGCUGUUUUACCUAAGAGCAGCAACCCAGGAAGAAUUGCCGGCAACGCAAAAUUAAUCACUCUUAGUGAUGAAGAUUUUGCGGCUGUCAACAAGGUCGCAGAAGGAAGAGCAACUAGAUUCGUUAAUAUGAAGGAUACCUUCGGUUACAACGUUUGGCCAGAAGAGAAGUAAUUUGGGAUUUGAGCUGGUCUCAUAUUGGGCGUCAGGAUAAAAAUAUUUAAAUUAACGAUUGGUAGAAUGCCAUGAAAUGCA
Molecule: messenger RNA, 1116 nt
Organism: Botrytis cinerea B05.10
Lineage: Eukaryota; Fungi; Ascomycota; Leotiomycetes; Helotiales; Sclerotiniaceae
Exons: 2
Coding region: 64-1035 (323 amino acids)
Cellular component (GO): cytosol
Molecular function (GO): aldose reductase (NADPH) activity
Source: RefSeq, a predicted model, not a curated record